Messenger RNA from Fusarium tjaetaba, 837 nucleotides. RefSeq lists its product as uncharacterized. The transcript has a single exon. NCBI's taxonomy places the organism in Eukaryota, Fungi, Ascomycota, Sordariomycetes, Hypocreales, Nectriaceae. The coding region runs from base 1 to 837 and encodes 278 amino acids. The record is from RefSeq and is a predicted model, not a curated record.
AUGGCGUAUGUUGAACCUCCUGCGGCGUUCCAAGGUGCACUUCAUUUUCAGUUCACUAACUCUAGUAGUCACGAUAGACUUGCGUAUCCAGUAUCCCACACCGGUAUCAGUUAUAAUCCAGUCUGUAUUGAUUGGAAUUUCCUUUUGUUACAGGAGGUCGAUGAUGCGGAGCCGGGCGACAAGGAACGAACUGAAGAACCCAGAGUCACGCCGCUGAUAGCCGGAGUCAUCGCCUUGGUGAAAUUAUAUCUCUGCGCAGCUCCACUGGGACUCGAUAGGUUACCUGGGAAUCCACGCUAUGGUCAAUUCUCUGCCGGGCCUUCAUCAGAAGCGUCAAAGAGCCCUGAUGCCGAACGGCUUUCUCUUGAAGAAGGACUCGACAUCGUACACACUGCGCGAGAUGUGAUUCACCAGCUGCCAGAGGAGUUUAACAUGUUCAAUCAAGAUGGAAACCCCCACGAAGUUCCCUUAUCGUUUGCCAUCUCGCGAGCGAAAGUACAUAUGACGAGCCUUUUUAUUGAAAGUAUCAUCCUGGCGACACUAUCAGCCAAUAACCCAUCGUUUCCGCAGAGCAAUCGAGCCGGGAGUUCGACAAGAUCUGAGGAUACGCCCCUCUCUGAAGAAAGCCAGAAUGCUAAUCAUCAGCUAUUCAAUCUUCGCAAGUACAUCGCCCAGCAAUGUUUUCACGUUAUUGCCGUCACACCCGUCUCUGCUCUGAAAGCGAACGGCAUCGCCGUGGUAGGUUUCCCAUGGCAGCUGCAGUGCAUUCGACUGCCACCUGCUGACUCGAUGGAAGAGGACAAUAAAGAAUAUGGAUAUAUGCUAAGUGAUUUCUAG